AUGGAACACGGAGCUCCGGAAAUGAAGGCUGGUCGGUUCAUGACUAAACUUUUCGUACUCAUCUUUUUUCUUCAAGGUGUUCAUUCUCAAUCAUCAUCACGAAACAAAUUAAACAUUGCAAAACCGGGCCAAACACAAGCAUCUCUCCCGGUCACGCUUAAGAAAGUUAGUCGUAACCAAGUGAUCGUUGAUAACGGUAUCAUCCAAGUUACCUUCUCAAAUCCACAAGGCUUAAUAACUGGAAUCAAGUACAAUGGCUUUAACAAUGUGUUGAACGACCAAAUCGAAAAUCGCGGGUAUUGGGACGUUGUAUGGUAUGAACCAGGACAAAUACCGUUAACCGAUUAUUUAGUAGGGACAAAAUUCGAUAUUGUAAAUCAUACAAGUGAGCAUGUCGAAAUUUCAUUUUCGAGAACAUGGAGCAUCUCUCAACGGGGCUCAGUAGCCCCAUUAAACGUAGACAAACGAUAUAUUAUUCGAAGUGGUGUAUCGGGAGUACACAUGUACGCUGUGUUGGAGAGGUUGAAAGGUUGGCCUGAAGUGGACAUGGACCAAACCAGAAUCGUCUUCAAACUUAACACAACAAAAUUCGAUUUCAUGGCUGUAUCGGAUGAUCAGCAAAAAAUCAUGCCUUUCGAAGCAGAUCGAGAUAUCCGCAAUGGUCGUGCUAGUCCAUUGGCUUACAAAGAAGCUGUUCAUUUGAUAAAUCCGCAAAAUCAUAUGCUUAAAGGGCAGGUAGACGAUAAGUACAUGUACUCAAUGGAAGGCAAAGACAACAAAGUACACGGUUGGAUAUCGUCAGACCGACAUGUUGGGUUCUGGAUGAUUACUCCCAGCGAUGAGUUCCGUGUCUGUGGCCCCGUCAAACAAGAUCUUACUUCUCAUAUGGGUCCCACCAUUCUCUCUAUGUUCACAAGUGUACACUACGCGGGAAAAGAUAUGAACACAACAUAUAAAAGCAAGGAGCCGUGGAAGAAGGUGUUUGGUCCUGUUUUUGUUUAUCUCAACUCUGCCUCUUCUCGUAAUCUUCUUUGGACCGAUGCUAAACGACAGAUGGUUUCCGAGGUCCAAAGCUGGCCUUAUGAUUUCGUGAAUUCAGUAGAUUACCCUCUCCGUCACCAAAGAGGAACAGUUAAAGGUCAAUUCUUUGUCAAAGACAGGUACAACAAUAAGAAGACAAACUUAUUCGGGCAAUUUGCUUUUGUGGGAUUAGCAUUACCUGGUAAAGCUGGUUCAUGGCAAACCGAAAACAAGGGAUAUCAAUUUUGGACACGAGCAGACAAUAUUGGGAUGUUCACAAUAGCGAAUGUGCGACCUGGGAAUUAUAGUCUCUACGCGUGGGUUUCUGGAUUUAUCGGUGACUAUAAAUACGAACGUGACAUUACCAUCACACCAGGUGAGGAGAUAAACGUAGGACCCAUAGUGUACGAGCCACCGAGGAACGGUCCAACACUCUGGGAGAUCGGAGAACCGGAUCGAACCGCCGCAGAGUUCUAUAUCCCAGAUCCGGACCCAACCCUUUUGACCAAACUCUUUCUUAGUAACUCAAAUUCUGAAGACAGAUUUAGACAAUAUGGUCUAUGGGAUCGUUACAGUGUUCUGUAUCCACGAAACGAUCUUGUUUAUAUUGCUGGAGUGAGUGACUAUAAAAAAGACUGGUUCUAUGCCCAUGUCAACAGGAAAGCUAGAAACGGGACAUAUCAAGCAACGACAUGGCAAAUUAAGUUCAAUUUAAAUGCAGUGACUGAAAUUGGAAGCUACACACUUCGAAUAGCUUUGGCUUCAGCCACAACUGUUAAUCUAAUGGUUCGAGUCAACGAAGCUAAUUCCAAACCUGUUUUUAUCUCUGGGCUAAUAGGUCGGGAUAACGCUAUCGCGAGGCAUGGGAUUCAUGGGUUGUACAAAUUGUACAAUAUCGAUAUCCAUGGAAAGUUUCUUAGGGUUGGUUAUAAUACGAUUUAUCUUAUUCACGGUCGGAACAAAUCUGAUUCUUUUUCAGGUGUGAUGUAUGAUUAUCNCUCUUUUAAUAUGUUCACAAGUGUACACUACGCGGGAAAAGAUAUGAACACAACAUAUAAAAGCAAGGAGCCGUGGAAGAAGGUGUUUGGUCCUGUUUUUGUUUAUCUCAACUCUGCCUCUUCUCGUAAUCUUCUUUGGACCGAUGCUAAACGACAGAUAGCUGGCUACUCAGCUUACUCUUGUCCCUUAAUUGUUCGAAAGCAAUAG
This is a messenger RNA of Camelina sativa (false flax), 2226 nucleotides long. NCBI's taxonomy places the organism in Eukaryota, Viridiplantae, Streptophyta, Magnoliopsida, Brassicales, Brassicaceae. The record is from RefSeq and is a predicted model, not a curated record.